UCACAACUCAAAUUAGAAGUCAGGCGCUUUCUCCUAAGGGCUUGAUAUCAAACAAGGUGUCCCAGGGGUCGAUGUGGAUUGAAGCAACACAACUCUAAAUUAACAAGGACCUCUGUUUGACAUAGAGCUAGUUUUUGCCCUGAGGCAAGUGAGUUUGAGCGCUGCAGCAGAGUGCAAAACCAUUUCAGGGUCGAACGCAGGCAAAGUGGAGCAGAUGCAUCAGGAGGGGAAAGUGAUCUCCCCUGGCGCCCACUUUGAGCCAACGGCUAUGCCUUGCAUAAAUUUGAGCAUGGGGAGUUCGGGUCAUGAUCACAUGGGCUCCACAGGACGUUCAUGUCUCUGCUUAAGUCCCCCAUAUGACGGUGAUGGGAUUCGCUGGGCGGAGGAGACAGAGGAUAUCAAACCUUCACACAGUUUGUUGGGCCUGCCAGAGCUUAGCUGGCCACUCGUGUGCCUGACUGGUAAUGAUGGGUUAGCUCGUGAAGAUCUGAGCAUGGCAGAGGCUGCUGCCCUUCUUCCUCAAGGUUUGGGGAGUCUAGAACCAAGCCCACCCAUACUCAGCCCAACUCAGAACACUCUCAUUGAAGUGCAGGGAAUAGCAGAGGAACAUUGUCUGGAGCAGGUCCAGUCAAUGGUGGUGGGAGAAGUGCUGAGUGAUGUCAACAAAGCUUGCAAGCUGCUCAACAUUGCACCAGACCCUCAAGAGUGGAACUGCGUGCACGUUUACAAAUGGCUGCUGUGGACGGAGCACUUGUACCGACUGCCACACAUAAGCACGCUCUUCAAGGAGUUGAGUGGAAGGGACUUGUGCUCCAUGACCGAGGCGGACUUCAGAGAACGUUCCUCGCAAUUUGGAGACAUGCUAUAUGCUCAUCUCGACAUCUGGAGAUCUGCUGCAGCAAUGAAGGACCAGUGCCCACCAGAAGACUUUAAGUCGGCAAACAACAAUUCUUGGUGCAACUGUCCAAGCCAGCCCAUUCACUUGUGGCAGUUCCUUCGGGAGUUGCUCCACAAGCCGCACAACUACAGCCGCUGUAUCCGCUGGAUUAACAAAGAGAAGGGAAUUUUCAAAAUAGAAGACUCAGCUCAUGUGGCCAGGCUAUGGGGCAUCAGAAAGAACCGUCCAGCAAUGAACUAUGACAAACUGAGUCGAUCUAUACGCCAGUACUACAAGAAGGGCAUCAUUCGAAAGCCGGAUGUGUCACGCAGACUGGUCUACCAAUUUGUUCACCCCAUAUGAUCAAGCUGUUUGCUGCAUCAGGAGGCCACCAAGCUGGAAAAAAAUCUAAAUGUGCUGGACAUAAACAAAAUAACUUGUAAUCUCUCUGAUGUAUUUGAGCUUUCAUUUUAUUUGUAAAGACUGCCUACUGAAAAGUGCACUUCUGCCUAUUACAGGCUCACGUGAAAAUGAUUAUAUUCUUUUAUUGUUUUAAGCACACUGCAGACAUCUCAAGUCAUUUUGUAUUGGAGGCUGUAAAAAGGAAAUAAGUUUCUCUCAACAAAAAAAAUGGGAGACUAAAAUAUGAAAAAAAUAAAGUUGACCAUUUCUUCUUUUUGUGAGUGAA
Hippocampus zosterae (dwarf seahorse) is the source of this 1565-nucleotide messenger RNA. RefSeq names its product SAM pointed domain-containing Ets transcription factor-like. Gene Ontology annotation, biological process: regulation of transcription by RNA polymerase II; cell differentiation. Lineage: Eukaryota; Metazoa; Chordata; Actinopteri; Syngnathiformes; Syngnathidae. The coding region runs from base 215 to 1240 and encodes 341 amino acids. Gene Ontology annotation, cellular component: nucleus. Gene Ontology annotation, molecular function: sequence-specific DNA binding; DNA-binding transcription factor activity, RNA polymerase II-specific. The transcript is spliced from 6 exons. The record is from RefSeq and is a predicted model, not a curated record.